GUUCAUAUUCCAACUGAACUCACUCAAGUUGAGAGGAAUGUUGGAGAAAGCUAAAUCCACAGAAUCUCUUCAGUAGAAUCCAGAGAAUCGGCAGAAACAGCAUUUAACUGUUAAACAAUACACAUUUAAAUGGUAUAACUAAUUUGGACCAUGUUCUGCUCGCCGAGUUGGCCGAGCCUAACAAAUGCUGCCAUUUAUACUUCAUUAUCAUUUUCCCUCUCUUUAUCACUUGCUUUUACGUUAUUAAUAUCUGUCCACAGUUUGACCGAAAGUGAUUUACCCUUAAUAUCACCGCCAUUAUCAUCUUUACCAUUAAUAUCUUCAAUAUCCAGUUCAUCUUUAAUAUCACCCUCACCAUCAUCACCGUCAUCAUCACCAUCUUCACCAACAACAACGGUAACAACUACAGCAACAAUAUCGGUGCCUAGUCUUUUAUCAACCUUUGAUGAGUUAAUUGUUGACCCAGGUAAAAGUGUAUCCCUUAAAUGUGAAGCCACAGGAUCACCUAUGCCUACAAUAACCUGGAAACAAGAUGGUUUACCCAUUAUCAACAAUGAAAGGUUUCGUCUUGCUGAUUUUGUUGUUACCUCGCCACAACGUAGAUUAAUCAGUUAUGUUAAUAUUAGCUCAAUAAGUGUUCCCGAUGGUGGUUUUUAUACAUGUGUAGCUGCCAAUAGGGUUGCUAGUGCCUCCCACAGUGCUCGUAUUCAUGUUAAAGGUGAUCCCUAUGUUAAACCCAUUAAGGAUAUACAUGUUACCCUAGGUUCAACAGUUAUUGUAAAUUGUCCCUACUCAGGUUAUCCAAUUGACUCCAUUUUCUGGUCAAAGGGUCCAACUCGUUUACCAAGCAAUAGAAGACAAGAAAUAUUUUCAAAUGGUUCCUUGGUUAUUCAUGAUGUUCAAAAAUCGGUCGACGAUGGCUCAUACACAUGCCAAGCUUCCAAUGGAAUUAAAACUUCUGCUCAAAAAAUUAAUAUAAUUAUUACCGCUGGCCCCAUGAUUGAUCCAUUUAAAUUCCCUGAAAGCAUUCAAGAAGGAAUGAGAGCUCGUCUAGUUUGUACAGUAAUACAGGGUGAUCCACCAUUUGUCUUCCAAUGGUUUAAAAAUGAUGAGCUGAUUGAAUCUCCAAUAAACAACAUUGGCAUUCGAACGGACGAAUUUUCUUCCGACCUAACCUUUGCUCGAGUCUCUCCUCGUCACAACGGCAACUACACUUGUAUAGUUAGCAAUUCAGUGGCAUCUGAUUCACACACGGCACUACUCAAUGUUGAUGUUCCACCUUAUUGGAAAGUUGAACCUGUUGAUGUAUCAGUUGUUUCUGGACAAAAUAUCAUGAUUGAUUGUCUAGCUGAAGGUUCACCUCAACCAAUAAUAACAUGGGAAAGAGGUUCAACAUUACCUCGAACUUUUACAACUAUAGCAAGUGGUUCACAUUUUGAGGUUUACGCAAAUGGCUCGUUAUUGAUUAAAACAGUUGAACCUGACGAUGGUGGACUUUAUUUGUGCCAAGCAAGCAACUCAAUUGGACCUGGAUUGAGUAAAGUUGUUACUCUAACUGUUCACACUCAUCCUCAAUUUGUGACUAAAUUUCGCAGUGAAACGGUUCGACUUUCCGAUGAUAUUGAACUCUCUUGUGAUGCUCGUGGUGAUAGUCCAAUGACCAUUGAAUGGCUUCAUGAUAAGCAACCUUUAGAGAAAGAUGUUCGCUUUACAAUUCGCAAUCAAACUUGGCCUAAACGUCUUGUUUCCAGUUUAAGGAUUGAAUCAGCUCGUCGAAGGGAUUCAGCUCUAUUUACGUGCCUUGUUAGUAAUUCAUAUGGUAAAGAUGAGACAAAUAUUAGGUUAAUUGUUCAGGAACCUCCUGAAUCACCUAAAGAUUUAAGAGUUUUAGAGCAACGAUCGCGUGAAGCUAAAUUAACUUGGAGUCAAUCUUUUAAUGGCAACAGUGAAAUUAAUCGCUUCUGGAUAACUUGCCAUCCUAAAGAUUAUUCAUCCGGUGAAUUUUCAUCAUUUGGACAUCUCAAUAUGUCGGUGGAUAAUUUAUCAAUUGAAGAAGGUCCUAUUUAUAUUGUUCGUGAUUUAAGGCCUGCAACUACUUAUGUUUGUUCAGUUAAAUCUGAAAAUGAUGUUGGAUUGAGUAAAUCAAGCAACACGGUUGAAUUUAAAACUGAAGAACAGGCUCCAGAAGGACCGCCAUUAAAUUUAAAAGCAAAACCAAAUGAUUCAAGAUCAGUUAAAGUAACUUGGAAUCCUCCAGCUCGUAAGCUUUGGAAUGGUAAACUUAAAGGUUAUUAUAUUGGAUACAAAAUUUCUGGCUCAGAUGAACAAUAUCUUUACAAAACUCUGGAGAUUGUCAAGGAAGAUGAAAGAUUGAAUGAGGUUACAUUGAGCUCAUUAAAACCUUUUACAAGCUACGAUAUAAUUGUUCAAGUUUACAAUUCAAUGGGAACUGGACCAAGAUCGGAUCCAAUCACUGUAACAACCUUUGAAGAUGUGCCUAGUAAAGAACCUAAUUCUGUGAGCUGCUCAAUCAUCUCUUCUGAAAGCAUAUCUGUGACUUGGGAAUCGCCACCAAUAUCUACAAUUAAUGGGGUUCUUCUUGGCUAUAAAGUUAUCUACCGACCUCUUGGAGGUGAUGUUUCUCGGAUGAAAAAAGAAACUACAAUUGAGAAUGAAAUUGUUUUGAAAAAUCUACUCAAACAUACCAACUAUUCAAUCGAAGUUGUUCCUUAUACUCGUAAAGGUGAAGGAAUUGCAUCCAGAGUUACUUAUUGUCGAACAGCUGAUGACGUUCCUGGUCCUCCAGCUGCGAUUAAAGUGAUUAUUUCGUCUGCGGAUAGUGUGAUUGUUACCUGGAAAGAUCCUAUUGAUCGUAACGGUGUGAUAACUAAAUACGCUGUUUAUUGGCGUGAGCUUAACAACAACCGAACCAAAUCAUCAGUUACAGUUCCUAAAAGUCGAACUUUGGCUUUAUUAUCUUCCCGUUAUCGAUGGCCAGAGCCUUCACCUCAAUACAAAAUAACCAGUUUGAAAGGAUUUUCCGCCUAUGAAAUAUGGGUUACAGCUUUCACCAGAAAAGGUGAAGGAGAAUCAACACCAAGGGUGACACAAAUUCCUAUUGAAAAUGUUCCAGCAAGAAUUUUGGAAUGGAAUGAAACAUUUAUUAUUAAUGGCGCUGAAGUAACACCAAUAGUCUUGGGCUGUCACUCUGUUGGUGCAGAACCGUUUCAAAGGACGUGGUCUAGAGACAACAGUGAGGAAAAUCUUAAUAUUGAAGCUGAUGGAAGUUUGUUGAUUCAAGAAAUUCCUGAAGAAUCUAGCAACUAUACCUGUUAUGUUUCCAAUGAAUUUGGAAAUGAUUUUGUUGUUUAUCAUCUGGAUCGAGAGAGUGUAUCAGCAACGGAUAAAAAUUUGAAAGUGCAAGUAAUCUCGACCAGUCACACUUCUGCUCAGAUAUCAUUUUAUCGUGAAUCGAUAACGAAUGUAGACUCAACCAGAGAUUUUGAGCUUAAUUAUCGAAUAAUUGGUUGGAAUGUUCAUGAUUGGCAGAUAAAACCUAUUUUUCGUGUUCCCCCUGGAAAUCAUACAGUUUUACUUGAUAAUCUGUUAUGUGGAACUUUGUACAAAUUAUUUAUGACUGAUUUAACAACCGGAGCCAAAAGUGAUACUCUUACUUUCCAAACUCAAGGUUCAGCUCCAAUUGCACCUAAGAAAGAGGAUAUUAUCAAGGUUGUUGGUAAUUCAUCAAUAUACAUUUAUCCAAGUGUAUGGGAUCAAACUCUUGGUUGUCCAAUUACCAAGAUGCUCAUUGAAUAUCGAUCAUCCACCCAUCAUACCUGGAAAAUGGUGUCAACUCCUAGUCUUCCCAAUCCUGAACCCAUUCAUAUUCCUAACCUGACGCCAAAGUCAACCUAUUCUAUUCGUAUAACUGCUCAAACUAGAGGGUCACCUUCAACCAUGGCAGAAUAUGAUGUAAGACUUGGUUUGGAGGAUAAAGAGUUAUUCACUCUUGGGUCUAGCUUUCAGAGAGGUUUAAUUGUAGAUACAACAACUUUAAUAUCAUUUCUUUCAUCGCUCGUGGUCUUAGUUACUGGAUGUUUUGCUAUUGCUUGUUUAAUCAUCUACAGGAGACAUACAACUCUAUCUGGUAAGCCUAGAGCAUCUCAUUAUCGUAGGCAAAGCUCAACCAGUUGUGCUCCUAGCUCAAAUGAAGGUGAUGGUACCAGUGAUAAGCGAUCCUCUGCAUUACGUUCUGAUCAAACGAGUACUGAUUUAUUAAUCAAGAAGAAUCAAUCCUUAGCAAGUAUCCAAUCUUCCAAAGAAAGCUCAGUUAUUGCAUCCAAGAAAGUUCCUGCGUUGAAAUCUAUGCGAAGUAAUGCCUCCAACAAUUCUAUCAGUGCCGGAGCAAAUUCAAACAUUUCAGGUUCUGGAACUGGUCUAAGUGGCGCCGGUGGAGUUUUGGGAGCAAGUAGCGUCAAUAAUUCUAGUGGUAAACUCGAUCCUUCCAGAGGCCCUCCAUAUCCGUCUAAAUCACCCAUUCGUGGUAGAUUACCACAGGUUCGAAUACCAACCAAACAAUUGGAGGAGAUUGAAAAAGAUCUAUCAAAUGAAUAUGAUGAAAUUACACCUUAUGCUACGUUUCGUCUUACUGGUGAUGAUGAUGGUAACCCCGAGGAAGAGUUUAAAACCUUUAGUGUACACAUUGGUGAACCAGGUUACAUGUACAAAGCAAAUGUUGACGCUGCUCCGACUACUUCUCGUGAUUAUAAAACUUGUGGAAGCAGUAAAAGUCGAGAUUAUUUGUUUGGUGUUAUGCCGGCACAAAGUGUCACUUCAGGAUCAUCAGCGCAAGAUGAGCUACUUUAUGCCUAUGAAUAUGGUCGAAGGUACCAGCUUAAUCAUCCUGGUGUAAUGUAUUACGAUGAUGAAGAGGAUCAAGAUGAUACUUUGGAUGAUACUCCGACUGAUCCUGGAAUCCGACAAUUCACCAAAUCACCUCCCAAACCAAAUGAGAAACGCCAAGCUGCUUGUUUAACACCAGGAUUAGGUUCGAGUGAUUCUUCUGAUGGAACAGGUGGAGAAGGAGAAGAUGUUUCAAGUGAUUCUUGUUCAUCAGCUGAUUCAAGUUGCGUUACCCCAAUCAAUCCUGUUCAUUUGAUGCACGCCUAUCGUGAUUCAAAUUUUAGACCAUCAUCAUUUAAUCAGCUUCCUGAUAAAUUUGAUAAAAAGGUUUCAACACCAACAGCAGAGGAACAAGGUUCCUUUAAAAUUGGUCUUUCCAGUGAUGAAGAUGAGUUACCUGUUGUCAAACGAGUCAAUAAAAGACAACAAUUAUCAUCAGUUGCUUCUGCAUCAUCAACUCCUGUUGUUGGAUCCACAUCCACUCCGCAAGCACCAGUAUUACCAAGGCACCGAAGUUCAGGUCGACCUCACCGAAUACGUAACAAGAGGCAAUUGCGUUCUAAAUCCAAAUCAGAUGAAAUCGAAUGUUAAAAAAUUGAACAAAUCACAAAAUUGGAGUCAAACAAUGAUUAGUGCCUUUAUUCGUGAGAAAUUUUACAAUGCUCAAUGGUUUUAUUUUAUGACUCAACAGCCUCAGUUCAAGGAAGCUUCUUAUUAAGGUGUUAUCUUCAAGAACUUAAUUGGAAUUUCUAUUUGAUAACAAAAUGGCUUACAAUUUCAAUGGAGGUUCAUUCACUGGUAACUCAAGAUAAUUGAUGUAAUUCAAUAAAAUUGUUGGCUGAUUGGAUUGUGUACUUCACGGAGACAAAAUCAACAACGAAUAAAUGAUGAACUUACGACAAAAAGCUAAUUGGUGUUGCCAUCAUUAAAUAAAAGCAUCAGACAUCAAUUUUUAAAUUGAACCAAUAAACACUGCAUUUAUAAUUGACCUCGUUACUUUAAUUAUCCGGAAAGAUGCCUGUUAAUAAAGGAGCAAAUCUUCAACUUUUUACCUUGAGCAAUUAUGAUUAUUGCUUUUCUUCUCUCAACUAUUUAUAAACUAAAUUCACAGCAAAAUUCUUAGUGGGUUUCGUUAUUUAAUGCGAGUCACCACCUUUCAAUCUGAUUCUGUUGAUCAAUAUCAAAGACUUUUUCAUUUUUCACUAUUCAUCAAUGUUUUUGUAUAUUUGAGCAAUUUCAUUUUUCUGUAUUAACGGUUCAAUCAAUUGAUACCCUCCUUUCAUCUAGUCAAACCAAUUGUUUCAGUUUAUUAAUUUUCUUGUUUCUCUUUGAAUCUCAACUCCUAAUUUUAUCAAAUUGAUUUCAGGGCUUCUCAAAAUUUGUAAAUUCCAUGAUUUAUCAACGAAAAAUGAUUUUCUUGUAUAAAAUUUCCUUUGUCAGCCAAAAUUUUGUCCUUUUUUGUAUUGAAAAUUAAUUGUAAAUUUUUACUGUAACUCGACUAUUUAUUAAUAUGAUUGAAAUGGUUAUGAACAUAGACGACUAAUACAGAUGAAUAAUUGACUGUGUUAAAUUGUGUUUAAAAGAUAAAAUUGAAUUAAACAACGUUUUUACUUUAA
This is a messenger RNA of Tetranychus urticae (two-spotted spider mite), 6518 nucleotides long. The record is from RefSeq and is a predicted model, not a curated record. NCBI's taxonomy places the organism in Eukaryota, Metazoa, Arthropoda, Arachnida, Trombidiformes, Tetranychidae.